Ilyonectria robusta is the source of this 549-nucleotide messenger RNA. RefSeq lists its product as uncharacterized. The coding region runs from base 1 to 549 and encodes 182 amino acids. The record is from RefSeq and is a predicted model, not a curated record. The transcript is spliced from 3 exons. NCBI's taxonomy places the organism in Eukaryota, Fungi, Ascomycota, Sordariomycetes, Hypocreales, Nectriaceae.
AUGAGAAAAAGUAAAGUCGGCUUCCCAGCCGAAAGAGGCGACAAGCAGCAGACAAGUACAGACACAGCUAGGGCUGGACUGGACUGGGCUGGAGCUCGACGGGCUGCCUCGUCUGGUGUUCUGCUACUGCGAGACUUGAUGCUAGGGAGUCUAGCCUACCAGAACGUGGGCCAGCAACCCUCGACACGCGGCAUCGAGAGGGUGAGCGACACGAGGAUACGGGGUCAAUGUACUAGGAGCAUUCACUCCAAGGGCGGGCACUGGAAGGAUGAAAGACCAGGAGCUCAUGUGCCUAAGGUAGCUAAGGUCCCCGAAGGUGAGGUCCGGUAUCUGUACCGAGUACGCACUAUGGUAGAGGGAAGGCUAAGGAUGGUGGGAUCUGAGAUGCAGCCAGGUAAGUGGAAGCCACGCCAGGCGGGAAAGAUCGAUGUCCGUGAGUCCGUGAGUGGAGAGGACCAAAAAGCGCCCGGCAGCAGACGCCAAGAGGACACACCCAGCGGACAUCCAGCGACACCCAGCGACACCCAGCGAUACCGGUUACUACCUUAA